This is a messenger RNA of Brachypodium distachyon (stiff brome), 2417 nucleotides long. RefSeq names its product transmembrane 9 superfamily member 2. The record is from RefSeq and is a predicted model, not a curated record. Gene Ontology annotation, biological process: protein localization to membrane. The transcript is spliced from 8 exons. NCBI's taxonomy places the organism in Eukaryota, Viridiplantae, Streptophyta, Magnoliopsida, Poales, Poaceae. Gene Ontology annotation, cellular component: membrane. Bases 367 to 2133 code for a protein of 588 amino acids.
CGUCAUCUCCUCCACGGCGUUUUUUCCUCUCCGCCAUCUCGCAUUCUCUCGCACGCACCUUCCGACUCUCCUCCCUCUCAUGGUUUGACCUACCCGAGCUCCGAUCCCUCUCCCCCAAUGCGGCUCUAAAUUCUCCCCUUUAGCCCCUUCGCCGCUCCGCCGCCACCAGCCGACGCCGCAACUCUUCCUAGUGUCACCGCCGGUGCCUCCUCACCGUCCCCCGUCCUGCCUCGUCGCGAGAUCGCGGCCCCCCUGCCGUCUCUCCGCCGCCCCGUCCGUCCGCAAUCUCGGGCCUUUGGCUGGGUCUCCUUGAGAUCCGCCGCCCUUUGGAACUCGGGGUCGUGGUAGGUGCUGGCUGAGGAAGAGAUGGCGAGAGCGAUUGCUGCUCUUGCGGUGGCGGUUCUGGCCUGUGUGCUGCUGGGGGCUGCUGCCGACGGCUCCGACCACCGGUACAAGGAGGGAGAUCGUGUCCCGCUCUACGCCAACAAGGUCGGCCCUUUCCACAACCCAAGUGAGACAUACCGCUACUAUGAUCUACCCUUUUGUGCACCAGAACACCCGAAGGACAAAAAGGAGGCUCUCGGGGAGGUUCUAAACGGUGAUCGGUUGGUUGAUGCACCAUACGAGUUGAACUUUAAGGAAGAUAAGAACUCCAAGACUCUCUGCAAGAAAACAUUGUCCAAGGAGGAAGUUGCCAAGCUCCGGGAUGCAGUUGCAAAGGAUUACUACUUCCAGAUGUACUAUGAUGACCUGCCAUUAUGGGGAUUCCUUGGUAAACUGGAGAAGGAUAAGGAGCAAGGGGCUGGAAAGUACCUUCUUUUUAAGCACAUCCACUUUGACAUCAUGUACAACAAUGACCGUGUCGUAGAAAUUAAUGUCCAAACAGACCCGAAUGUGGCUGUAGAUAUCACAGAGGACAAGGAAGUACCAGUAGAAUUCUCUUAUUCAGUAGCAUGGAAAAAGACGGAUAUUCCUUUUGAGAAAAGAAUGGAAAAAUACUCCAAGUCUUCCUCUAUGCCGCAACACCUAGAGAUCCAUUGGUUUUCCAUCAUCAACUCAUGUGUAACUGUACUUCUCCUGACUGGCUUUCUGGCAACAAUCCUGAUGCGUGUGCUCAAGAACGAUUUCAUCAAAUAUUCCCAUGAAGAUGAGUCCCUUGAAGACCAGGAAGAGACUGGAUGGAAGUAUAUACAUGGUGACGUCUUCCGUUUUCCGCAGCAAAAAUCUCUUUUUGCAGCGAUUAUUGGAUCUGGUUCUCAGCUUCUUGCCCUUGCAAUUUUCAUCUUUCUCCUUGCAAUUGUUGGCGUCUUCUAUCCAUACAACAGAGGAGCCCUUUUUACUGCCCUUGUUGUCAUCUACGCUCUUACAUCUGGUAUUGCUGGAUACACAGCCACUUCCUUCUAUCUUCAGCUGGAAGGAACAAACUGGGUGAGGAAUCUGAUAUUGACUGGCUGCUUGUUCUGUGGCCCGCUUUUCUUGACAUUCUCCUUCCUAAACACCGUUGCAAUAGCAUAUAGUGCCACAGCAGCUUUGCCUUUCGGUACUAUCAUUGUCAUUAUUCUCAUUUGGGCACUUGUAACCUCUCCCCUGCUAGUGCUAGGUGGUAUAGCUGGGAAAAAUAGCAAUACAGAGUUCCAAGCUCCCUGCCGCACAACCAAGUAUCCUAGGGAAAUCCCUGAGCUGCCCUGGUACCGAAGCACCAUUCCUCAGAUGGCAAUGGCAGGGUUCCUCCCUUUCAGUGCUAUUUACAUUGAGCUGUACUACAUAUUUGCCAGCAUCUGGGGGCAUAAGAUAUACACCAUCUACAGCAUCCUCUUCAUUGUCUUCAUUAUCCUCAUCAUCGUCACUGCGUUUGUCACAGUGGCCCUCACAUACUUCCAGCUUGCUGUUGAGGAUCACAAGUGGUGGUGGAGAUCUGUCCUUUGUGGAGGCUCCACUGGCAUAUUCAUCUUCUUCUACUGCAUCUACUACUACCAUGCCCGGUCAGACAUGUCAGGCUUCAUGCAAACGUCCUUCUUCUUCGGCUACAUGACCUGUGUCUGCUACGGUUUCUUCCUGAUGCUGGGCACAGUUGGUUUCCGUGCGUCACUGCUAUUUGUGCGGCACAUUUACCGCUCCAUCAAGUGCGAGUGAGCUAGUGACCUAGACCAUGGUGGCGACACCAGACAUGGCUAUUACCAGAGAAGCUCGGGUGGAACGAAUCGGACGAUUGUUCACGAGAUUGCGCCUGAAUUUUGUGUCCAAGCAAGUUGCAUGUCGUCAGUAUGAACCUCUUCUCUUGUUACGUUAUCUUGCUGUCCUCUUAAAGAAUGACUAUGUAGCGUAGAACUGAUACUAUAGCUUCGGCAUUAUAAUGAUGUGAUGGUACCUGUGCUCUUAUUUAGUCUAGUCAAUGUGACACUUCAGUGUCCUGAAUC